UAGCCUCUUCUCCCCUGCGUGAGCCGCCGCCUCCGUCCCACCAGCACCAGGUGCCCGUCUCCGCCGGAUUCGCCGCACACCAGGCUGUCCUCUCCGGAACCCUAGUCGACCGCUGCUUGUCCCAGCCUGAUCCGCCGCGCAGGAGGCAGUCUCCCUGACCUCGGGCACGAGCGCUGCGUUCCCGUGCCCGCCCGCCGCCGGAUCCCCUACCGAGAGCGCGCGCCUUCGCUGGCGCAGGAGGCCUCCACCGCGCUCGCAAGCCUCCCCAAUUGACGGAGCCCUUCCUCGACCUCGACGGCCGUCCCCCCUCCGCGCGCGCCCGACCUUAAGCAUCAUGGCAAAGGUAGAGGCUCGUGUGGAGACGGUCAAAUCAAUGGUCAUUGUUGCAGAGAUUGAAGGUCCUGGAUACUGCAGUGGGUUUGUCGCAUUCACUGAAAAGCAAUAUGGUACCCAUAUUGUAACUGAUGAUAAUUUUGUCAAGGGACGUGAGCGCAGCUUAAAGGUUUUCUUUUUUGACAACACUGUGCUGCGAGCAUCAAUUAUUCACAGAGGGGGCGGUUUUUGUUCCCUGAGGACAAAGUUUCAUUCCACAUGUGAGCAAAUUCAGUUGAUCAAAGGGAAUACUAUCCCCUCACCUGCGCUCCUCUUCCCACCAUCCUCAUCAACUACUUUCUAUCAUCUUCCGAGUUUUGUUACUCUGGAAUCUGCCGAGUCAUAUCCUCUCAACCUCGAAUCCACUCGCAUUCUUCCCACUGAUCAGGUUCCUACUUUAGCACGCAUGUUCGUGGUAGAUUGCCACUACACUGAAGAAACCUCUGACCGUGUUGACAGGUUAUCUUCUGCUCCAGUAUAUACCUUGAGCGGAAGCGUUGUGGGCAUAGUCGUAGGACGUUUCCGUGACUCUACUUGGAAGAAGCUAGCAUUGUCUGCAAAACAUGUCUCGACAUUGAUAGAUUCACUCAUUGCAGUAUCUAGAAACAAGAAAACAAGAGAUGGAAAUGGCAGUUCUGGAAACAAGGAAAAGAGAGAUGGAGAUGGCAGUUAUAAGGAUGAGUUUGCUGGUAACAAGAGAAGCAAGGGUGGAGAUGGCAAUUACAAGAAGUUGGCUGGAAACAAGAACAGCUCUAACAGCAGUUCCAAGGACAAGGCGAAUAAGGGGGCUUGGCACAAGAGCAGUUUCAAGGGCAAGUUGGGUGGAUGUGAGACCAGUUGCAAUGUGAAGACAAGGGGGAGAAGAGCUGGAGACAAGGGUAAGAAGUCGGAUGCUAGCAAAUGGUAAGAGCGUUAAUGGAAGAAACGAGUGUUGCCUUUGCUUUUUAGAAUGUCUGUUCUUGCUGAUUGGUAGCAUUCCACUCAGAACAUUUGACAUCUUGAGCAUCUGCAACGAUUUUCUGUUACAAAAUGACUGAAGAUCAUUAGAGGUGUAUGUUUGAUAGUGUUGUGUAAGCAAGUUUAAUCCCUUUGUAAUAAUUCAUGUUCUCUCUCGGUCGCUCUACUUCUGGUAGGUAGCUACUAGAUUUCUGAAUAUCUCUGAUGUUCUUUGAGAUUAGCCGGCUGGUAGCUGUGAGCAGGCGACAGUUUUGAAUUGAUUGAAUCGCAUUGCACAAUUUAUCGAAGUGAUUCACGUCCUUCUGAAUUU
Molecule: messenger RNA, 1639 nt
Organism: Aegilops tauschii subsp. strangulata
Lineage: Eukaryota; Viridiplantae; Streptophyta; Magnoliopsida; Poales; Poaceae
Source: RefSeq, a predicted model, not a curated record